CUUCCUUUUCGAGAAUAUCCCAACAUAAGGGCCAGUGCAUCUCUUCAAUUGGUACUUGUGGAUGUCUUUUUUUCCCUUUUUCAUACAUACGAUGGUUGGCCGCUGCUAGGAUCCCUUCAUUAGCUCUCUACUCCUUAGUUGUCGGAUCUAGUAGUAGGUCUACCCGAAGACCGAUUUCUUGAGUUUUUUUCUCUUGGCCGCUGGAAAACCUUUCGAUCUUGGUAACAGGUCCAUCUCUCGUACCAAUGGCUCCUUUUGGCGCCUCACUUCAAAACCGAGGUGCGCAGCAAAGAGUUUCCUAAAAAAACAAACCAUCUUUUCAUUUAUGUACCACCAAUUUUGAGUUUUUCUGAUUACGGUCAACUAACCGGCACUAUAACUGAGCAAAAUCUUCCUAAACUGAUAAACAAGUGACUGGAAUAAGAAGUGAUCCGACAAUCCCAUGGGUGUCAAAAUAUGUCCAUCAGAACGGGUGAAAGAGAACUGCCUUGUGGUAUGCCCUUUUCAAUAGCGGAGUCGCCCUUUCAGUCUUUCUCCAUUCUAUCUGUAGUAAGGAAAGCAUGAAGAAGAUUGCUUCAAUCAUAACAGAAAAAAGAAGAUUCAAGGCUGAAAGAGGACCCUCUUUCCAAGACGUUUUGGUUUGCACUAAACCAAACCGUCUUUCUCGUUAUUACAGAAAAAAAAAAGAUAGAUGACUGCCUCCGUGGGAUUACCGCCUUUUCGAUCAAGCGGGUAAGGCGCUAGAAAUGCCCCACAGGAAUGUACUGAAGGUCCCUUUGGUUCGCUGUCCGGGGCGGGGAAUGGGAUAACGAGAGGAACAUAGAAAGAAAAAGAGACUUUCUCUUACUAUUAGGUAAUGAUAGUCGACGACUCGAAUCCUUACUUAUAUAUAUCUUUCUAUAUCCCGCAAAUAAUCCAUCUUGAGCAGCUGCUCAGAAUAAGGGUGAAGUCAAUGGAUUGACAUAAAGUUCACUCGUUGGUAGAUGAGUCACGACUAUAUCCUUAUUAGUAGAGUCUCCUUCUUACUUCUUACUAAACUAAAGGUCCUCUGAUGUGCUUCGAACUACCAUCAAACAAAUUUUCAGACCGGAUCUACAGGGAGAUAUAUAGAGUCACUCUCCCCUGACGUAAUAGGGUAACAAAAUUUCUUGCAUCUAGCGCCUUUUUCAAAAUCCAGAUCACUUCAACAUGUUGGAGCUAGACGCUUCUCGAAGCCGUCACACAAUUAUGCAACUCACUCGGCCCUCAUGGCCCGCAUACACAUAUACAUCUUGCUGGAUCGGGAGAUCGCAUCUCCUCCAAGCAAUAAGAAAAAAGAGAAAGAGGAUCCAAGGCUAUCUUCACUGCUACUCUAAGCAGCAUCUACGAAACCUAACACCCUCAUCGGCGUCCUGGUAACACAACAAACAAAUAGCACUAUGUGCCCUUCAGACACUAAAAAAUCCCUUGAAUGGUUCACUAUAGAGUUCUACCUAGAUCACCAAAACCACGACAUUCAGAAAUAUGUCAUGGCGUUCCAAAGAAACUAUAUACAUGAGGCAAGCCAUCGCAUGGGCAAACGCGACCCUAGUCACAACCACCUUUCACCUUUGCCUGAUCCGUCUAAGGACACUUUCAGUCACUCAACUCCUAGUAGCAAUGGGUCAAUCAAUAUGUCAAGACACCUUCCAAAUAGAUCUAGGCCUCAAGAUAGACGAAAAAGAUGCUAAAGUCAAGAAGGUCCCUUCACCAUCUAUCCCAUCCAUUUGAGUGAACUUUGACGGCUACGAGGUUAUCCUAGAGAUACACAUAGCCAAUAUGCACUGUUUUGAGUGAAAAGAAAAAGACUUCAAAAACAAAUUCGUCUGAGUCAAAAGAAACUCAGGAGAAUCAUCCCCCGGUUCAAACUCGAAAACGAGAACUCCUGCCAGAUGCUGGGGUUAUUGGAAGAGCUCUCCCACUAACGUUGGCAACCGUGGGCACGCUCCCACUAUAACCAACGACCGGAGGGAUACUCCCACUGACUGGGAGCAUCACAUCAAAUUUGACCAUCUCAUCAGAUUCACCCUAAAAAAAACGACCACUCAACUAAGCCCACGGAGCGGUCAUUCUCAUUCAUUUUCUCUCUUUUUCCAAAGUCAAAAAAAAAGGUACAAGACAUUGAGAAAGGCAAGAGUUUUGAUUUUUCCAAAAGAAAAAGGCGCUAAACACCUUUCUUUUAGAAAAAUAUGGCAAGGGAUGAAGACGCAAGUCGCGGAACCCCAUGUUCUCGAAGUUCUUCAAAUCGAGCUUGUGACCCGUCCACUAAUCAUGGGACCCUUUUGCAUAUAUAGAAUAAGAACCCCAUGUGACAUACAAGUCACAGUGUGCAAAGCGUCUAACCUAUUCACUCAUGGGCUCAUAGGUAUUGGAGUGCAAAGUCUCAAACAACGCACUCGAUCAGCCAGACUUAGGGAAUGGACUCUUAGUCACUGUUUCAGACAAACAAUAUCCGCACAGGGGAGGUCGUCGUACUUAUCUCAGGACUCUAGGUGUUUGAUCCCAUCUAUUCUAGCCAUCCACUCUUUGAGCUUCUAAUAAGAAGUCAGAAACUGCACUACGAAGAUAUCCAUUGUCUUUGAGAACGUUAGAAAAACUUUCAAAACUAUGCUCGUGAUGCUUGCUUGAGCCCAACAAUUGCCUUUUCUUUUUUAGCUUACAGACUCUUGUAUGUCCUUUUCGCUGAAACCAGGUGGUUGUUCUCUUUUUUAGGCACAUUGCUGCAGAAGUGAUUAGGCACGUUGUAGGUGAUGGAAGGAAAACUAGACUGUGGACUGAUCCGUGGUUGUCCCAGGGAAGAAUUGUAGAUGUUGUUGUAAGGAAUGUGAUGCUUGACUUUGGUUAAAGAGACUCUUUGGUGAGUAGAUUGAGAGUGAAUGGACAGUGGGCCCUCCCCUUUCACCUCAACUCUGGCUCAGCUGUGGGAAGAGAGAAAAAGGGUGGAACUUCCUGCCCGAGGUACACAAGAUCAGGUUGUGUGGAGCAAGGAGGCGUCGGGGGAGUUUUCUAUUGGUCUGCUUGGAAUGUUAUCAGACGCAGAGGCCAUCCAGUUGAAUUGUUUUUCAGAAAGAAAUAUGACAGACCAAAAGAGGCCUGUUGUGCAUGGCGAGUUAUGAAUGCGGUGAGGCUACUGAUGUAGACUGUUUAGCGGUUAGCUGCGGGUAAAGGAAACAUAGACCGAGGACCGGUAAGCGGAUUCAAAGUUCACUUAUGAAAGCAACGGUUAGGGCAGCGGGGGUAGCAGUUUCAGACGAGUAACUCAGUCGUGUCUGAAUUCCCUUGCUUCGCUCCGCGCCUCCGGUUGUAUGUUAGACUAGCAGGCGCAACGUGAAGGAACGACUCGUCCUUCGCUACGGCCUGCUGUGUCAAAUGUAUGAUAGGCUGCGAACGACGCCUAGGGUUUAUCCCGGUAGGUUCUUCAGAGGUCUGUGUAUCUCAAGUCAAUCCCCUUUAGCAAGGCGCUAGCUUACCAAAAAAGAUGCAUAUACAGUUGUCGAGGCAGUUCACAAUUUCAUACCUUCGUAGCCUAAAAUCAAUUUGAGUACCGGAGCGGGAAAAACAUUGCUGACUCAGCGAUAAACUAAUGUCUCAACAGGGGAAUCACCUUGGAAAACAAAAGAAGUAGUGGAAGGGGGGCUGUGGUGGGUUCGAUUCUCAUUGAUGGCACCGCAGGAGAGGUUUUCAUUUCAGACGUAUGCUGCAUGCAAUUCGAUGCAUUUUCCAAUCCGGAUAAAAAAAUCCACAGUUGUGGCCUGGUCUCCUUCGAGAUUUUUUGACGUAUGCAGUCAUCGAGUACUGUAAGCCGUUUACAGAGAAGAUUUUCUCUCUCAGUCCGCCCAUACAGUUGUGGCACAUGAAUGCCAAACAAAGAGAAGAACUACUAGAAAACAACGGGUUGUAUGCAUCAGUCAGAAGAAGAAGCAAAAGGGCAGUGCCUACAAAGCCAUCCAAGUCGAAGCAUCGGUUGACGUCGGUAUAGGAUCGUUGGCUGAACCAAGAAAGAGUGCUACAAGGGUUGUAGACGAGAGAGAGGGUGUCCAUGACUAGAAGGAGGUCAAUCAACAGAAAUCGUCUUUCAUCCGUUUUGAAAACAAAACGAUCAGAUGGAUAAGCAAAUAGAUCUUAUCUUCCACCUAUCAACAUAGAGCACAAAGUCAUUUGAUCCAUAUCAAGAAGGCGAUUUCUUUCUAGUUUCCGAGAGUCAGUGGUCUCAGGUUGAUUAGAGCACUUUUCUUUCUAAACAUGAUCUACAGCAAGCCCGGUCGGUGGAAAGAAAGCAGACUUUCUAUCAUCUCAAAGAGAUGGUCUGUGAUCAGGAAGGCGCCGCUAGAUGUUUCACACAAGCAAGUCGCCUACUCAUAUUCAAAAGGCGCUACUGAGAAAGUAAAGUGGAGCACCCGGACCGUAUCCGCCCGGAUGACAAGAUCUGAUGUCAAAGAGGGGUUUAUCGCAGGCAUGGCUUUCUCAAAGAAAAAAGAAAUGACAAAAGCAAAAGACAGAGAUGAAAGAAGGACCAACGACGAUCCUAUACUAAAGGCGUUAGAUAAGGAGGAGGAGUAGGAGGAGCUUUUUUCAUUGAAGUAGAGACAGAAUCGAAUGAUGACGAGAGAGAAUGAGAAAAAGCCUAAAGGGGAGAGCACUUCUCAAUUUCACUUUGAGUACGGGGAAGUCCGCAGGGAGGAAUUCAUCUGGGCGUAUUACAGUUUUUCACCGAGGGGGUGGAUCGAAGCGAUUGCAGCGAAAAAUUGACCUGAAACGAAGCACUUCGUCUAUGGGCAUUGUAGAAAGGAUCGAAUAUGACCCUAAUCGUUCUUCUCGGAUCGCUCUAGUACGAUGGAUCGAGGGGGUGCUGCUACGCCGCCAGAGGAAAUGCAACACGAACACGAUAGAAGAGUUCGCUCCGCCGCGUCAGAUCCUCGAAUCUACCACGGCCACCAUCUUUUGCCUAUUUUCGUUAUCUUCCCUGCCCCGGAAAGUGGAUCAAAGAAAGGUAGCUUGCUCCCAAGCCAAGUGCUUGCUUACGCUUUAAGUAGUGGUCGGCGUUCCUUCCUUCAUGCCUCCUUGGACGAAGAGCCAAGGAAGCAAACAAACUUGCGCGAAGGACGUUUUCUUCUCUGCCCUGCCCUCUCCCUUGGCCAAGGGAGAGACUGCAUUCCUUUCCUUCGGUAGCUCUUUGGCUUUCCCAAGGAUAGCGAUAGCUGGGGCAAAGCCCGCUUUCUUCGCUCCGCGAAUGAGAGAGAAACUCAGAGGAAAAAAGACGGUUUCUCUUUGCGAGAUCCGAAAGGGGAGAACGCAUUGCGUUCUCUGGGCACAUAGGAUCAAACGUCAAGCAGCGCUUUCUUGGCAAAGUUUGAGGCAGCAAGAAAAUUUAGGGCUUGUUGGAGCUGCUGAGCAGAACGAAUCGAAGCCGAAGGCGGAUCAAGGUAGCUUGCCUGCCACGAAUAAUGGAGCGUGCAAAGUCGAUCGUGCACCUGUCGUGUGACCCGUUGGUCCUAAGCAAUGUCUUUCGCGAAGCGACCCACCUAGAAUCUCCUUUUAGGGAGGCACUAACAUGGAACUUCGAUCU
Molecule: messenger RNA, 5584 nt
Organism: Phalaenopsis equestris
Lineage: Eukaryota; Viridiplantae; Streptophyta; Magnoliopsida; Asparagales; Orchidaceae
Product: 60S ribosomal protein L2, mitochondrial-like
Exons: 1
Biological process (GO): cytoplasmic translation
Cellular component (GO): ribosome
Molecular function (GO): RNA binding; structural constituent of ribosome
Source: RefSeq, a predicted model, not a curated record